Messenger RNA from Acytostelium subglobosum LB1, 726 nucleotides. RefSeq lists its product as hypothetical. The transcript is spliced from 4 exons. Bases 1 to 726 code for a protein of 241 amino acids. The record is from RefSeq and is a predicted model, not a curated record. Gene Ontology annotation, molecular function: GTPase activator activity. NCBI's taxonomy places the organism in Eukaryota, Evosea, Eumycetozoa, Acytosteliales, Acytosteliaceae.
AUGUCAGACGAUAGACAAAAGGAGAGGUUAAAGGAGCUUCUAAUGAAGCCAGAGAAUGCUGUCUGUGCAGAUUGUGGCUCACCAGAUGUACAGUGGGCAAGUAUCAACUUAGGAGUAUUUAUUUGUAUAGUAUGUGCAGGAGUGCAUCGACAUCUUGGAGUGCACAUCUCAAGAGUAAAGUCAACCAACUUGGACUCGUGGAAGGAGACUGAGGUCGAGAUGAUGGAGCAAUCAAACAAUGCAAAGUCCAACAGAGAGAUAUAUGAGAACACUCUGCCCAAGGACUUUAUCAAACCAACCUUUGGUGAUUCAAUAGGACUUAAGGAGCAAUGGAUAAUUGCCAAGUAUUUAAACAAGUCAUUUACACCUCCAGACACAAAGGAUGCAAAGAGGAUAAAUUUCGAUGUAAAGGAGGGAUGGAUAACAAAGAAGGGAGAAGUGGUAAAGAGCUGGAAGAAGAGAUGGCUUAGGUUGGUGGACGGCGAGUACCUUUAUUACUACAAGGGCACCACUGAUAAGGUUGAGUGCGGUACGAUAUCACUGCGCGAGAGUGGUCAGAUCGACUCAGUGUCGGAGGUGGACAGCAAGCCAUACUGCUUCAUCAUCUCCACACCGAAGCGUCGUUACCUAAUCAGCUGCAACACUGGCGAGGAGAUGUUUAGAUGGAUUCAAAUACUGCGACAAUGUGCCAGUCAACUGAGUAAGCAACCUCAACAACAACAGUAA